AUGCAUUAUGCGAACAGACAGACAAAGCCCAUGAGGCGUGGUGAGGAAGACACGAAAUUCGUGGGCAACGGUUGGGGAGCCAGCCUCGAGACCGACACUGCAACAGGUCAGAAACGCCCGCAUAUAGGCGUGUCAAGAUCACGAUCUGAGGAGAAUUAUUUUUCUCUUGCCCAACUCGGAGUCCGGCUUUUGAUUAGGCCGGCCAAGAAUAUGCCCUCCCAACAACAAGGUUUUGGAUAA
Molecule: messenger RNA, 240 nt
Organism: Protopolystoma xenopodis
Lineage: Eukaryota; Metazoa; Platyhelminthes; Monogenea; Polystomatidea; Polystomatidae
Source: the annotation of a GenBank genome assembly